AUGCCUAACGGCGGUUUCCAUGAGGGAUUAGAGGAAAGAGGAAAGGGGUUUAGGAACCUCAAGAGACCAAUCAAGCAACCUAACAUUGUUGGUUGGAAGGUGAAAUCUUUUGAUCCAGAAGCAUUGCUAAUAGCCCUCGAUGGUUAUCCGAUCAACACUGGAUGUGCAGAAGAACAGAUUAAGGACUUGAUGAGGAGAGUAACACAUGCUUGUGAUACCAGUAUGCCUCGUAAACGUGGCAUAAAUUCGAUACCUUCGGUGCAUUGGUGGAACGAUCACAUCAGCGUCCUCCGUAAAGAGUAUUCAGAACAUGAUGCCCUAAUGAACGAGAACCCUAAACAGAAAACUCCUCCAAAUAAACCUAAUUUUAAUUCCCAGAAUUCUCCUACUCAAAAGGAAAGACGAUUGAGGCUAUCGAACUUCCGAAUAAAGCCUGGGACCUUCUUGGUGUCGAUAAACGUCAACAAAAGGAUCAAAGCUUCUAGUUCCACUCAGAUCUUGUCACUUGCUGGAAAGAAACUUUGUGAAGAUAAUAUCAACCUUAAAGCUGCGAUUUUGAGUCCGGGGCUUUUACCUUUACUCCAUAAGUUUGCUGUUGGCAGAGAUGAAUAUUUCGCGUCCAAUCAAAACCUUUGUGGUCUUUCCUUGGUCAGUCUCGGUAAAGCCGCAGCCGGGCUUCAACCGGAAACCUUACCACAAGUACAACCAUUUCAAUCGAUCUACACCUCCCCAAACUCGUUCCGUGAACAAGAACAAGGGCCAGCAGGCCUACAAAACCAAUUCGAAGUAAAGGUGAUAACGGGGUUUGAAGAAUUAGUAUAUUACAACCCUAGGCCAGAAAGUUGGAUUUCCUGGCGUAUGGGCGUGUUAGUCAUUAUCCUUGAUGGGCUGGAUGCCAUCUUACUGGCUUUUAUGCAUGCCCGAUCUAGAUGUUUGCAAAAGGACAGCUUUUCGUGA
Molecule: messenger RNA, 957 nt
Organism: Cotesia congregata
Lineage: Eukaryota; Metazoa; Arthropoda; Insecta; Hymenoptera; Braconidae
Source: the annotation of a GenBank genome assembly